AUGUCUUCCUCCAGCAGAUCCUCAACGUCCUCGUUAUGUUCCGAUGAUUCAGAUCAGCCGUCAUCAACAUCCUAUGACGGCAGUCACUUGUCAUGGCGAGCUUUCCGGCGGGAGGUGUUAACAAGCCAUCAGAUCCGCGUUCUUGACAGCACACCAAAGGACCGUAUACCGUCGUCUUUCCUGCAGAUGUUCGAAGCUGCAAAUGAUGACUCGUCUCGUUUUGACGAACAAAGGAUCUGCUUCUGGAAUCAAGUCGCUACAGGCCGAGGGUUCGGAUCUUCACCAAUAUUUCCUCCAAAUCUGCUGCCGCCCCUUACAAGCGAGCCGCUCUCCCGCUGUAUGGUGCCAUCAUUCAGCAGCCGUGAAGCUCUGCCCGAACGAGCUGUCAACCAUGCCGGACCGAUGUAUGAUCUUUCCGUACCACAUCCUAGCCUAGUCUGCGGGUUUUCGGCAGCUGCGUUCUUGAGCAGAGAAUUGUCGCUUCUCCCACAAUCGCUUCAAGCUACCGGAACGAUGGUCCACUGGGAUAGCGGCUACUUGAACGCAGGCGCAGCGACCUACUGCCCUUUCCUGACAUUCGAACGUGCCUAUGGCAACAAAGAACACCGGGUGGAGGCGGCAAACAAUCAAUGCGCCAUUACGGGUUCUUAUUGUGUUCGGGCAUUGCAAAUGCUGUAUGCAAGAGCAUUCAGAGAAUCAAGUGCUUGCCAGAGCUCUGGGCCACCGGUCUCAUUUUCCUGCGCCAUUGAUAACAGCUUCGCAUUGAUCAAUCUUCAUUGGCUUGAUCUGACGGACGGCCAAACGUAUUACAUGGCCCCCCUUUGCCAAUUCGAUCUCAGCAAGGAUAAACAUUUCAACAAGUUUUUGGUUUGGACACAAGUAAUCGGGGACUGGGCUCUGGCUUAUAUGUUCCCGAUAUUGAAGGACGCACUGGAGCGGCUUUCAAGGUGCACCUCACCAGUAACGCCCGCUCCUUUCUUUCCCAUCCAUCGAACCAGCAUGAUGCAGCAAACAAGAUUGCGCCUGGAUACUGGGACUGCGAUCAACAGGGAGGAUAUUCUCAUAUCGUCGUUAAAGGCGACUUACGACGACAUACCUUGGCGAUUCGAGGACAAUCCAGACUCAGGUCUUUCUUCGUCGACGGCAUCAUGGGGGUCUCCAAUGGUCGCCGAUCUCAACUUUUCCAAUAUUCGUUACCCUGCAGUCCAUCCACCCAGAAGCAAUACCUGCGUGAGUGCUCCUAAUUCAUCUGUUGUCGCUCGCCGGCGAAUCGCGAGAGCGGACCCUUCGAGGAGCGCAACGGCAGCGUCGCCCGCAUACUUGCAGGACCAAGAGACGAUAUGGCAGAAACGAUUCAACGACGCGAUGGACGAAAUCAAGGGUCUACAGACUCAGUUGCAGGCAUUCGAGCGAGAGGUGGAAAGCCUGAAGGCCUCUGGCCGGGUGGAAGCGACGUCGAAGCCCGGCUGUGAUCCGCACGCAGACGGUUUGCGUGGUUGUGGAGGGCCGACAGUUGAUCACACGCCCAUGACUCCAAAAGCCCGGGUCCCGGUGACAUUGCUGGGGGAGCCUCUGUCGAAAUCACCGAUCAUAGUAUCCUCAGCCCUGCCGUUAUGGCGAUGCGCUACCAUUGCCGUCUUGGCGCAUGUUGUGGCUCAAUUCUUUGAAAGUCGCCAUACAAGGAUGCUGGUGUAUGGUUGCACGACCAGCGCAUCUUGUUUGGCUUUGAUUGUACCGCAGCCCGCAGGCAUCUCUUUUGUGAAAGAGUUGGUGAAGAUGAAGGUGGUGCUGUUUGGGCGCGGCAAGGAGCAAUGGCGGGCGCUUUGCUGA
Messenger RNA from Cladophialophora yegresii CBS 114405, 1830 nucleotides. RefSeq lists its product as uncharacterized. The transcript has a single exon. NCBI's taxonomy places the organism in Eukaryota, Fungi, Ascomycota, Eurotiomycetes, Chaetothyriales, Herpotrichiellaceae. The record is from RefSeq and is a predicted model, not a curated record. The coding region runs from base 1 to 1830 and encodes 609 amino acids.